AAAUUCUUUCCCUUUCUCUCUCCGGUCUUCAUCAAUCAAUGUGCCCGCACGGUUGCUUUCUACUAGUUUCUCCUAACAAUCAACAUUAGUGCUCCCUAUUUGUUUAACUAAAGUUGAAAUUAGUAUUUAUACUGAGCUUAUAAAUGGAUAAAUAAAGUUUCUACUACUUUAUGUCAGAGUAGACCCAGAACCCAGAAACAGAACAUAGCAACGGCAGGGGAUCUGUAGCGGUAGUGGUGGUGAACGCGCCGUCGUUGACUGGAGACUUUUCCAGGCGAAGAGAAUGAGCGCGUCGAGGUUCAUAAAGUGCGUCACAGUCGGGGACGGAGCUGUGGGAAAGACUUGUAUGCUUAUCUCCUACACCAGCAACACUUUCCCUACUGACUACGUGCCAACUGUUUUUGACAAUUUUAGUGCAAAUGUGGUUGUGGAUGGGAGCACGGUUAACUUAGGGCUGUGGGAUACUGCAGGUCAAGAGGAUUACAAUAGGUUAAGACCUCUGAGCUAUCGCGGGGCUGAUGUCUUUAUACUUGCAUUCUCUCUCAUUAGCAAGGCCAGUUAUGAAAAUAUAUCAAAAAAGUGGAUUCCUGAAUUGAGGCAUUAUGCUCCUGGGGUCCCAGUGGUUCUUGUUGGAACAAAACUUGAUCUUCGGGAGGACAAGAAAUACUAUGGUGACCACCCUGGUGCGGUGCCCAUUACAACAGCUCAGGGAGAGGAACUGAGAAAGCUAAUCGGAGCAGCUGCUUAUAUCGAAUGUAGUUCAAAAACCCAGCUGAAUGUGAAGGCUGUAUUCGAUGCGGCUAUAAAGGUGGUGCUCCAACCACCAAAGCAGAAGAAGAAAAAGAAGAAGGGACGCAACGCCUGUAAUUUCUUGUAAGAUUUUCCUGCUGGAUGAAAAGAUGACCGACUGGCUAAUUAUCCAUUAGUUUCUUAGUCACUCAGUUAUAUUUCCUCGUUGAGCAAGCAAAAGGCUGUGGUUUAUAGGAAGUUCUGUUACGGUAUCAAGUGUUUGGUUGUUGCUUUUUUAGUAGUGUGCUGAUUUGUAUAUUUAUGACUUUCAUGGCGUCCCGUGACUCUUGUUCUGCUUAAUGUAUUAACCAGAUUGUGUGGAAGAUCUUGUUAUGUGAAACCAAACUGUUUCCUGCUU
Rhododendron vialii is the source of this 1147-nucleotide messenger RNA. RefSeq names its product rac-like GTP-binding protein 5. The transcript has 7 exons. The coding region runs from base 284 to 877 and encodes 197 amino acids. The record is from RefSeq and is a predicted model, not a curated record. Gene Ontology annotation, cellular component: cell projection; cell cortex; cytoskeleton. Lineage: Eukaryota; Viridiplantae; Streptophyta; Magnoliopsida; Ericales; Ericaceae. Gene Ontology annotation, biological process: establishment or maintenance of cell polarity; regulation of actin cytoskeleton organization; regulation of cell shape. Gene Ontology annotation, molecular function: GTP binding; GTPase activity; protein kinase binding.